AAUCCCACACUGAUUCUUAGUAACGAAAGCGCGGUGUGAUUGUUCGUUUUGUUUCGAAAUGUGCUUUCUAUGCGGUUUUCGAGGCGGACACUCGCACGCCGACAACAAGGCGUCAUCGACAGAGAUCUCCCAGCAAGAACAACAGCAGCAACAAGAACAUCAGUCGUCGUCUGGCGUUGUGACACGGUCGAGAUUGCGCGCUAGCAACAGCGCCAAUCCCAAUCCCAACCCCACUCCCAAUUCUAGUUCUACGAGCACUGCGACGACUGCGACUGCGACUGCGACUCGGGUCGGAUGGCACAAGUACCGCAAUGACAAGUUCCCUGGCAAGGAGUACGUGCCCACGCGCGCAGAGCACCUCGCCAACAUUUGGUCGCAUGCGGUCGGCAUUCUGUUUGGCUUGUUCGCGCUGUGGGACAUGCAGCGAAACGCGGAUUCGCGCCCAAAGCUGGUUGCCGCCUGGACGUACGGCGUCUCUCUGAUUGCCCUCUUUGGCGUGUCGACCAUGUACCAUGUCGUGUUUUACAACCACUGGGGCGAAUUUCUGACGCGCCUCUUCAAGCUGGGCGACCGCGUCAUGAUCUUUGUGUUUGUCGCGGGAUCGUACACACCCUGGAUUCUGCUCGUCGAUCUGCCAGACAGCUUCCUGUGGGGCGAGACCAUGCUCACCGUCAUCUGGAGCAUUGGCUUUGCGGGUAUUGCCUUCUCGUCCUUUUUCACGCUGACCAAGCGGCGGACAACCACGGUCGAAAUCAUCGAACUGGGCUUUUACCUCGGGAUGGGCUGGAUUGGCGCCUUUGUCGCGCAGCCCAUGAUGGCGUCCGGCGUGUCUGGGGUGGCGCUCUCGCUUCUGGUUGCAGGCGGCCUCAGCUUCUCCAUCGGAGUCUACUUUUUCCGCCUGGACGGCAUCAUGCCGUUCGGACACACCGUCUGGCACAUCUGGGUGAUUAUUGGUUGCGCCUUCCACUAUCACGCCGUCUGCCACCACUUGCUGCCCUCCGCGACCCACCCUUCGACGCAUGCCAUCAUGUCGAGCGCUUAGAACCUCAGAAGGAUCAGAUUGUUGUUGUUGUUGUUGUUGUUGCUGUGUCCAGUUUUUUUUUUUUUCAGUCCAAUCCAAAAACCCCUCGUCGUUUCCUG
Molecule: messenger RNA, 1140 nt
Organism: Capsaspora owczarzaki ATCC 30864
Lineage: Eukaryota; Filasterea; Ministeriida; Capsasporidae
Exons: 2
Coding region: 59-1042 (327 amino acids)
Cellular component (GO): membrane
Source: RefSeq, a predicted model, not a curated record